AUGAACACGCACAGCGACAUCGACGCGCCUACCAUGUCUGCAGUUGAAUUGAAGCUGCCCCCCUUUUGGCCCGCCGACACCGAGCUCUGGUUCAUUCAAGUCGAGGCACAAUUCGCCGCCCGGCGCAUCACAGCCGACCUGACGCGCUACCAUCGCAUCCUCCUGAACGACACGGACCUUGGCGACCGCACGCCAUCUCAGCUACUGCGCCACAUGCAGCGUCUUGUGGGAAGCGUUACAGGUCUCGACAGCACGCUGCUGCGCGAGAUAUUUCUUCAGCGUCUCCCCAGCAACGUUCGCGUGUUGCUUGCUACGGUGGCUGAAAGGGAUCUCGGCAAGAUGGCCACCAUCGCUGACACCAUCAUGGCAGCGGCAAACCCCUCCGCCUCCGUCGCUAACGUGCCAGUGGAGAGUAACGAAUUCCUCGAGUUUCGCGAAGAGAUCGCGCGCCUCACCGAAACAGUGGCAGCUUUGCAGGCACGCACCUCGCACCCUUUGGAGCAGCGCAGUGCACAACCACAGCAGCCGAGACUCCGCUGGUGCUGGUACCACAGGAAACAUCGCGAUGCUGCGCGCAAAUGUGUUGUGCCCUGGGGCUAUCCAGGAAACGCCAGAGGCCAGCAUUGA
This is a messenger RNA of Dermacentor silvarum, 627 nucleotides long. RefSeq lists its product as uncharacterized. Lineage: Eukaryota; Metazoa; Arthropoda; Arachnida; Ixodida; Ixodidae. The transcript has 2 exons. The record is from RefSeq and is a predicted model, not a curated record. The coding region runs from base 1 to 627 and encodes 208 amino acids.